UGGAUUUUGUGCCUUUUUUGCUCAAUCGCCUGAUUAAACACUGGACUGCAAAAUAUGUAGUAAAAGUUUAGGAUAACAAUGGAAUCCUCUUCACCUCCUCCACUUCCACCAUCAUUCACACCUUCACCUUGCUUCUAUUAGGAGCAAAUCAGAGCUGGUAUAAAUGUUACAUCAUGCUCCAUUCCCCAGUUGGACACAUGUAGAGACCACAUUGCAUUAGGACACACCAAUCUCUCUGGGACAGACCAUAACCCUCUGGUCAGGUUAUAAUCUUGGGAUCACAUUGCCUUAGACAGAGCUGGAAGAUGCCUGGAUUCAAGCAGGAAUCAGUGGAUAUAUUCCCAGCCUACAUCCUAGAACACCAAGUGGAAUACGAGGGCCCAGGACCACAUUAUCUAUCUGCACAAGGACACAUUCCUAAUAUGGCCAUCAAUGAUCAUAGAGGGGGUCAGAUUUGCCAUUCUCCUAACCUACCCGACCAACAGCGAGUUACAGAAAAUGCUGAGGUACCCCAUCGCAGAAGGCGGACAACCUUUAACCAACACGAUUUGUUCGUAAUGGAGAGUUUCUUUCAAAUAAACAAAUAUCCAGAUAUAUAUGAACGGGAGAAACUGGGCAAACAAAUCAACCUGCCAGAGGCACGAGUUCAGGUCUGGUUCCAAAACCGGAGGGCAAAAGCCAAACGAGUGAAGGCUAAGGCGGCCAGUAGAGAUUCAGUGUCACAGCUUAGUCUCAGUGGCCAUGGACCCAGGGCCCAUCCUUAUCCACAAGGACUGUAUUCAUCAAUGCCAGGAAAUUACAAAGUGCUUGCCAAACAACACUUGGAACAGGUGGCACAUGUCCAGGGCCCUGCGCCCCAUCUUUAUAGCCAAAGGCCACUCUUCAACCAGGCACCAAGUCCUGUGAAUGGAGAUAAUUUUACCGCACCGGGGAUGUUGGUCCAACAGAUGCAGGCUCCUUCAGCAUCAUUCCACCAUUAUGGAAUGGAUCCCUAUGGCUCCUAUGACCAGCUUUCUGUAGCCGAUGUUGGCCUAAUUGAUGGACAUAAAAUGUGCUGAUUCACCCCAGGAGUCUGUGGUUGACUCGGAAAACACUUUUACAUCUUUGAUGUCAAUUCAUGAAGAGUAACUUAAGGUCAAACUUUUGAAUAGAUU
Molecule: messenger RNA, 1154 nt
Organism: Pelobates fuscus (common spadefoot toad)
Lineage: Eukaryota; Metazoa; Chordata; Amphibia; Anura; Pelobatidae
Product: retinal homeobox protein Rx3-like
Exons: 4
Coding region: 306-1058 (250 amino acids)
Biological process (GO): regulation of transcription by RNA polymerase II
Molecular function (GO): DNA-binding transcription factor activity, RNA polymerase II-specific; RNA polymerase II transcription regulatory region sequence-specific DNA binding
Source: RefSeq, a predicted model, not a curated record